GACCAUCCAUAGCGCAAAUGGCAAAAGAAUUUGAUGGUUGAAAUCUGCUGCUUCUGUAAGGGUGAGGAUUCUGGUGUUGCUGAUGGGGGAUGGCCGUUUAAUCGAAGGGAUAUCCUCAAGUGCUUUGGCUCUGUUGUGGGCAUGGAAAUGGUUAUGAGCUCAGGGAAAUUUAUAGAAGCAGCUAAUGCUGCUGAUCUUAUUCAACGCAGACAACGUGCUGAAUUCCAAUCAAAUAUCAAAGACAUCCUUUCAGCAGCCGUAAAAGGACAUCCAGAUCUCAUCCCACCCAUAUUGACCCUUGCACUAAAUGAUACCAUGACAUACGACAAGGCUACAAAAUCAGGAGGCCCAAACGGAUCGAUCAGGCUAAGUCCAGAAAUGAGCAGACCUGAAAAUAGAGGACUUUCUCCUGCUUUGGAUCUGCUAGUUGAAGCUAAAAGGGAAAUAGAUUCUAAGUCCAAGGGAGGGCCCAUUUCAUUUGCAGACCUCAUCCAAUUUGCAGCACAAGCUGCUGUGAAGAAAACCUUUCUUGAUUCUGCCAUCCGGAAGUGCGGUGGGAAUGAAGAGAAGGGUAGAACGCUAUAUACAGCAUAUGGUUCCAAUGGUCAGUGGGGAUUGUUCGACAAGCAAUUCGGACGAACAGACGCUCAAGAACCUGACCCAGAGGGAAGGAUUCCUCAAUGGGACAAGGCCUCUGUUCAGGAGAUGAAGAAUAAGUUCUCUGCUGUUGGUUUUGGUCCUCGCCAGCUUGCUGUGAUGUCUGCGUUUCUGGGUCCUGACCAAUUGGCUACUGAGAGUCUCUUAGCAUCUGAUCCAGAUGUUCGUCCAUGGGUUGAGAAGUAUCAGCGCAGCCGAGAGACUGUGUCUCAAACUGAUUAUGAGGUUGAUCUGAUAACCACCCUCACAAAGUUAAGCACCCUCGGGCAGAAAAUAAACUAUGAGGCUUACACAUAUCCGGUGCAGAAGAUAGAUUUGGGUAAACUGAAACUGUAAGGGCCUCUCGCUGGCAUUCCUUUGACAUCUUUAGGAAGAGAUCAAAGGAGCAAAAUUUUGAAAAUCUGGUCACGUGGUGCUGCCUGAAAUUACCCAGUGUUCUUUUGUGUGCUGUUUGGUGCUUGGCUUCCCUCGGGGCAUCAAAUUUUGCCAGCGGGAGCUCAGUGUAGCAAAGAUUCAUAUUGUGGCACAAUAUUAUUAUUUUCAUUAAUUUUGUUUCUGAUAACGUCCUGCGUGCGAAACAAAUGUGUUUGAUUAAUCCUAUGAUAAUGUGGUGCGAGCGGAAGAACUGUUCCUUUU
Messenger RNA from Ananas comosus (pineapple), 1293 nucleotides. Its product is annotated as thylakoid lumenal 29 kDa protein, chloroplastic. Bases 34 to 993 code for a protein of 319 amino acids. Gene Ontology annotation, biological process: cellular response to oxidative stress; hydrogen peroxide catabolic process; response to reactive oxygen species. The record is from RefSeq and is a predicted model, not a curated record. Lineage: Eukaryota; Viridiplantae; Streptophyta; Magnoliopsida; Poales; Bromeliaceae. Gene Ontology annotation, molecular function: peroxidase activity; heme binding. The transcript is spliced from 11 exons. Gene Ontology annotation, cellular component: chloroplast thylakoid membrane.